Messenger RNA from Phodopus roborovskii (desert hamster), 1918 nucleotides. It is a transcript of the gene Efcc1, whose product is annotated as EF-hand and coiled-coil domain containing 1. The coding region runs from base 137 to 1843 and encodes 568 amino acids. Gene Ontology annotation, molecular function: calcium ion binding. Lineage: Eukaryota; Metazoa; Chordata; Mammalia; Rodentia; Cricetidae. The record is from RefSeq and is a predicted model, not a curated record. The transcript has 8 exons.
GCACGGCCCACGCAGCUGUCUGGACAGGGUCCGGCGCCUCUCCGGCUUGGCGGUGGCCGCCCGGCCCCUCCCUCCGCGGACGCGGGAGACUGUCUAAAGGCGCCGUUGGGCCAAGAGGAGUCGUCUGUGUCUGGGCAUGGAGGGCGAAGCGGGCGACCCGUACCGGCGACCCGCGCGGCGGACACAGUGGCUGCUAAGCGCCUUGGCUCACCACUACGGGCUAGACCGCGGCGUGGAGAACGAGAUCGUGGUGCUGGCUACCGGUCUGGACCAGUAUCUGCAAGAGGUCUUCCACCAUCUGGACUGCCGGGGCGCUGGCCGCUUGCCGCGCGCCGACUUUCGCGCGCUAUGUGCGGUACUAGGGCUGAACGCCGAUGGGGAGGCAACCACCGAAGACGCAAAUUCCGCAGAGGCGGUCGCUAAGAACCAGGCUGCUGGAAUAGUCGCUGGCGAGGACGCGGACGUCAGGGAAGAGGUGCGCCUGGCUCUGCGCGCCGACCCUCCCGAACUCACUUUCCGCCAGUUCCACGCACGCCUCUGCGGCUACUUCAGUACCCGUGCGGGACCCCGACUGCCCCGAGGAGCUCUCAGCGAGCACAUCGAGACGCAGAUCCGCCUCCGCCGCCCGCGCCGCCGCCGGCGGCGGCCUGGCUCACCGAGCCUGCACCGCAACGCCAAUGGAGAACGUGUGGCACAUCUAGAAGAGGAAAACAGCAGCCUACGCGAGCUGGUGGAGGACCUGCGUGCUGCGCUGCAGAGUAGUGACGCGCGCUGCCUGGCCCUGCAGGUAGGCCUCUGGAAGAGCCAGUCGGACAUCCCAGAAACGGCAGCGAACAAGCUGCAGCGAGCGCAGGGCGCGCUGGUAGAGGCAGAAGCGCGCGCCAGGCGGCUGCAACGCGGACAGGUGGAGGUGCGGCUGCGCACAGAGGAGGCCAGGCAGGCGGUGCGGCGCAGCUUGCACCGAGUACGGGAGCUGGAGGCGCUUGCGCGGCGCUUUCCCCACAUGCAGCGUCAAGUGCAGCGACUGGAAGCUGAACUUAGACGUUACAGGUCAGAGGGACCUCAGCUCCUAAACCCCUCACAAGCCAGUGUGCACCCAGGAGACAAGAAUGUCGAUCCUAUGACUAGAGGAGUCAGAGGUGGUGACACCAGCCCAGGGGGAGCCCAGCAGCCAGAUGCCAGCUUAAGGAGCAGAGACACAGAUGAAGAGGAAGAGCAGCUGUUCCGCUCCGUGGAAGGCCAGGCCGCCUCUGAGGAAGAAGAAGACAGGUGGAGGGAAAAGUCAAGGCCCCCAGAGGCCCAUGUCGAGGUACCUCUGGUACAGCCCUCGGGCUGUGUGAGUGGGUGUGAUGAGCAGACAGCUGAGAUGCUCAAGACUUCUUUUGGCCACUGUCAUGGUGCUGACCACAUCUGCACCCUAGAGCUGGAGACCUGUGUCACAAAGCUUGGGGAGCAGCUGCAGACCCUGGGCUGCAGUGGAAAAACACUGGGAACCCCGGAGGAGGAGGCAGAACUGCAGCAGAUGGAGGCUGAGCAUCUGAGGCUGGAGCUGCAGAUGGUGGAGACAGAGCGGGUACGACUCUCGCUGCUGGAGGAGAAGCUGGUGGACGUGCUACAACUCCUGCAGAGACUCCGGGACCUGAACAUAUCAAAAAGAGCCUUGGGGAAGAUUUUGCUGAAUGCCCUGGACCGGAAUCCCUCACAGGAAGGUAUAUGUGACACCUUGGCCAUCCUGGACACCUUGCACCAAGCCUUGGUUGACUGUGAACUCCUGCAGAGAAAUCCCUCAGCACCAACAUCCACAGCUGCUGCACACAUGAACCCCUCCCUCGUCUCCUGCUGAACUUGCUGCCCAGACAUGAGCUACCAUGGUCAUUCUAACCAUCAUCAGACCAGCCUUGACCACAACCAGACUUGC